Chrysemys picta bellii (western painted turtle) is the source of this 2660-nucleotide messenger RNA. RefSeq names its product decaprenyl diphosphate synthase subunit 2 (gene PDSS2). The record is from RefSeq and is a predicted model, not a curated record. Gene Ontology annotation, molecular function: prenyltransferase activity. Lineage: Eukaryota; Metazoa; Chordata; Testudines; Emydidae. Gene Ontology annotation, cellular component: transferase complex; mitochondrion. Gene Ontology annotation, biological process: ubiquinone biosynthetic process; isoprenoid biosynthetic process.
GUCGUUGCUUUACGUCUUGUGUUUUGCGACAGCUAAGAUGGCUGCCCCCAUGACACAAGCAGCCCGAGCUGCCGGCUGUGGAGGCAGAGCGAGCAUGUCCCGUGGGGAGCGGCGAUAGCAGUAGCAUAGCCCCUGCUGGGGAGUGGGGCCGGGCAGCCCCGCGUCCCAGGCAGGGAGAAGGGGACCCGGGUCGCAGGGGUUGAGGGCCCGGGUGCCAGGCGCUGCGCGCUGGACACAGGGGGUGGCUUCGUAUCCGGCCGCCCCUGGAGAGGAGCCUGUUGGCGGCGGUGACAGCAGUUGGGGUACAGUCGGGCACGGGGGCACUGAGGGGCUGCGGCAGGAGAACGGGGGGCUGGGCAGCAUUAGCGCAGCUAGGCUGGGCGCGGUGCGCGAAAGCUAUUGGGGGGCGAAGCGCAGGGGUGGGGGAGUCUAUUAAGGGGCUGGGAUAAUGUGUCCCCUGGUGUUGUUGCGUUGGAGGGGCAGCUGCUCCCGGCUGCUGCUGCCGCCGCCCCCCGGACUGUGGUCUGCGCAGGGGGGAGGCGGCGGAGUGCGGUGGCGGAGGGGCCUGUUCUCGGGUUCCCCGUCUGCUGCGUCUCACUGGAGUAAAGUGGUGUCCGAGGCUGAGAAGAUCGUGGGGUAUCCGACCUCGUUUAUGAGCCUCCGCUGUCUGCUGAGCGACGAGCUGAGCAACAUCGCCAUGCAGGUCCGCAAGUUGGUUGGGACCAAGCACCCGCUGCUGAACACCGCCAGAGGGCUUGUGUAUGAUAGCCGGAAUAACCUACAGAUGCGAGGUUUGGUCGUAUUGCUUAUUUCCAAAGCAGCUGGUCCCAGCAACACAGCAGAGCUUCCUUUCCAGCAUGACAUGGUCAGCGGGAUUUAUUCCAGUCAAAGAAGUCUGGCAGAGAUUACAGAGUUGAUCCACACUGCCUUCCUGGUGCAUCGUGGGAUAGUAAACAUUGGUGAGCUGAAGUCCUGUGAUGGCCUACUGAAGGACAUGCAGUUUGGAAAUAAAAUAGCUGUCCUGAGUGGAGACUUUCUUCUAGCAAAUGCUUGCACAAGCCUAGCUCAGUUACAGAAUACUAAGGUUGUGGAGCUCAUAUCAAGUGCAAUUGGUGACUUAGUGCAAGGAAUAUACUAUGACAAUUCUAACUUAUCAGCGGAAAACUGUCUUACACAUGAUAUUGGAAUAUCAACUUGGAAAGAACAGAUUUUCCUAUCCCAUAGUGCCUUGUUGGCAAAGAGCUGCCAGGCUGCAAUGGAAUUAGCAAAGCAUGAUGCUGAGAUCCAGGAUAUGGCAUUUCAGUAUGGAAAGAACAUGUCUCUGAGUCAUAAGCUACACUCGGACCUCCAGCCAUUCAUUAAAGGAAAAUCUAGUGACUCUGUGGCUUUUAGUUUAAAUUCUGCUCCUGUAGUCCUGCAUCAGGAGUUCCUUGGAAGGGAGGCCUGGAUUAAGCAGAUUAGAGAGGCACAAAGUAAAGGGAAUUUAAUGGACUUUACUAAGUUGCAAGAAGCAAUCAAGGCUGGCAAAGGUGUGACUUCAGCUAUUGACCUAUGUCAUUACCAUGGAAACAGAGCACUGGAGGCCCUGGAGUGCUUCCCUCCCUCUGAGGCCAGAUCUGCUUUAGAAAACAUGGUUUAUGCUGUGACCAGAUUUUCAUGAGAUAUAAUUCAAAAAAUAAACUGUUGUUCAUUUGCAGAAAACUAGAUGGAUAGUGGCUGGGACAAGGGAAAAAAUAUCCUGUAUUUUUAAAAGAACUAAAUUUGUUAGUUGCCUUUUUUUCUUUUCUUUUUUUUUUUGGUCGUUUACCGCAUUGCUGAAUGAACAUGCAUUCUUUGGAACUGCUAUAAACAAAAUUAGGGGAAAAAGGUCAAACAGUUUUCACUUGUCAUGCCAGAAGCAUACUUGAGGCUGCACCAGUAGAAAUAAUUAAUGAGACUCACUUCUGUGACCUCAGCAAAUGGACAGGAAAUAAGUCCUUAUUGAUUGGACAUAGCCAGGGAUGGCGCCAAUGUGGUGGCCUGUGGUUUUCCUGCACUAGAGAGGACAGAGGGGGGCCUGAAGCUGCAGGUGUCAGGAGAAACACUUUCUAAAAUUGCCAGAGAGAGGGCUGUUUAAGUCAAAAAUUAAUGUGCCAAUUUAUCAACACGAAGGGCAGUUCAGUGAAUUAAUGAGGAAAAAUCCUUUAUCUGUCUACAUGCAGUUAUGUCUCCUCACACUGUUUUUAUGUAUUCAAAUGUAAAAUUACUCUGUGCCUAAUGAUUUCAGUAUUUGAGAAACUUGCUGAGAAUAUGUGUCAAGCGUGGUAAGUAGGAGCUUUAAAAUACUUAAUCAAAUAUUAAUUUGGCUCUGUUAAGAGAAUUGAUUGCCUGUGUUUUUAUACUGUCUGUAUAAAAUACUUUGCUCUGGCUCAAAGAUGAGGUUUUCAACGCUUUCAGGAAAAAAAUCUUUCCCCCAGAUCAAGCAAUUUGUUUCAAUGCAAUCUUACCCUAAAUAAUUUCCCAGAUUUAUGUGACACUUGUUUUCACUUAAGUCAAAUAAAUGUGAAUUUGUAAUGUUCAGCAUCAAUCUUUUGGCAGAAAGGAGUGUGGAAUAGUCUUCUGUUAGCACAGAUUUUUUACUCUUCUGAAUAAAUAUAUAGUACAUGAGAAGUUUUUUUUAA